This is a messenger RNA of Sinocyclocheilus anshuiensis, 551 nucleotides long. Its product is annotated as myosin-9-like. Gene Ontology annotation, molecular function: microfilament motor activity; ATP binding; actin filament binding. Gene Ontology annotation, biological process: actin filament organization. Gene Ontology annotation, cellular component: cytoplasm; actin cytoskeleton; membrane. The annotation marks the transcript as partial. The record is from RefSeq and is a predicted model, not a curated record. NCBI's taxonomy places the organism in Eukaryota, Metazoa, Chordata, Actinopteri, Cypriniformes, Cyprinidae. The transcript has 2 exons.
GACGAGGAGUGCUGGUUCCCCAAAGCCACGGACAAGAGCUUUGUGGAGAAGGUCCUACAGGAGCAAGGAACGCAUCCCAAAUUCCAUAAACCCAAGAAACUGAAGGACGAGGCGGAUUUCUGCAUCAUGCACUAUGCUGGAAAGGUGGAUUAUAAGGCGGAUGAGUGGCUGAUGAAGAACAUGGACCCACUGAACGAUAACGUGGCGACUUUGCUCAAUCAAUCCACCGACAAGUUUGUUUCGGAGCUGUGGAAGGACGGUGAGUCGAUAUAUCACAUUGGAUCAGCUAUUAAAUGCAUAGGUUGUGGAGGAAGACUAUAAAUGCCGAAGAAAUGUGUAGGACACAAGGGCGUGAAGCUUUUAAACUCAACAAAGGGGUACAAUGACUAACGGAUUUGUCCUCUUCUGCUGGUGUUUGGUCCUCUGUUUCUUCCCCUCUCCAUCCAUCCAUACAUCCACCCCUUGUUUCACGUCCUCCUGGACCUCUGUACACACCGUCUCCCAUCUGUCCGUCUCCCUCAGAGGUCCAGAACUGUCAGAGAGCUUAUUUC